Molecule: messenger RNA, 2837 nt
Organism: Formica exsecta
Lineage: Eukaryota; Metazoa; Arthropoda; Insecta; Hymenoptera; Formicidae
Product: ubiquitin-conjugating enzyme E2 R2
Exons: 5
Coding region: 247-963 (238 amino acids)
Biological process (GO): protein polyubiquitination; ubiquitin-dependent protein catabolic process
Molecular function (GO): ubiquitin conjugating enzyme activity
Source: RefSeq, a predicted model, not a curated record
UGUGUGCGCGCGCGUGUGUGUGUGUGUGUGUGUGUGUGUGUGCGGGGGCUCGUGCUCGCCUCCGUUACUACGGAGUCACGCUUAUACAGGAGAGGUCUUGUCCGCGAUAUCCCGCGGGUGAUCAUCAGCAGGUGCUCGUUCGACGACUCCGUUCGACGCGACAGUAAUCGGGACGUUCUCGCCCGCUUGGCGGGAUAUUAAGACCGCGCGUUCCGUGAUAUUCCGCGAGAGUCUCGAGCGGAGAACAUGGCACAGCCGACGAGUAGCGCGUUACGGGCGCUCGCCCUCGAAUACAAGAGUCUGCAGGAGGAGCCCGUCGAGGGCUUUCGCGUCAAGCUGGUUAACGAGGACAACAUGUUCGAGUGGGAAGUCGCGAUCUUCGGUCCGCCCGACACUCUUUACCAGGGAGGAUAUUUCAAGGCACACAUGAAGUUCCCGCCGGAUUAUCCGUACAGUCCACCGAGCAUUCGUUUCAUGACAAAAGUUUGGCACCCGAAUGUAUAUGAGAACGGUGAUCUGUGCAUAUCAAUCCUGCAUCCACCCGUAGAUGAUCCACAAAGCGGCGAGCUGCCUUGCGAGAGGUGGAAUCCGACGCAAAAUGUCAGAACUAUCCUGCUCUCGGUGAUCUCGUUGUUGAACGAACCCAACACAUAUAGUCCUGCCAACGUGGACGCAUCCGUCAUGUAUAGACGUUGGCGUGAUUCCAAAGGGAGAGACAAAGAAUAUGAAAAUAUCAUAAGGAAACAAGCCCAAGCUGCCAAAAUGGAAGCCGAAAAGGAAGGUAUCGUCGUGCCCGUAACUCUGGAAGAUUACUGCAUAAAGACUCGAGCGAGGCCAGCCGAACAACAGCUAGACAUGACAGAUUUCUACGAUGACGAAUAUGAGCUAGAUGACGAUGAGGACGAGCAGCUAAGCGCGACCGAUUAUGAGGACGGCGACGAUAGUGGCAACGGAGAAUCGUGAUCCAUUUCUUAAAUAAUAUUAAUACAACAAAAAAACCGAACCGCUAAUUAUUAUAUAUAUAUAUAUAUCAGUUCUGUAUAGAUUAAUAAAUUAACGAGCUUCUAAACCGGAUGAUCUCUCGCUCUAUUUCUCUUUUCAGGACGCGCUACAAAAAUUCAAGUAAGCAUUCUCUUGGCAUAAGAGAAUCAAACACUCCAAAAACGAUUUAAGUAAAAAAUUAUAUAUGUCUCUCUUUAAACCAUCGUCAAUUAUUAUAUGUUUCUUUGAAACAAGUCGACUUUGUUACAGUUUAUCAUAAUCAUAAGUUUUUGUUUGUGUACAAAAAACAGAAAAGUGAGGUAGUCACAUAAGUCUAUGUACUAUAUGCUUUCACAUUUUUUAAGUUUUAUUAUACAGAGUAAUAUGGGCUGUCUGUUUGUCGAUGGUUUGUGAAAGACAAUAUUUCUUAAUCCUCGUACUGCCAAAAUAUUUAUCAGACUUAUAGCACAUUCGAUCACUUAUAUGAUAAGUUUUUAUUUAUGUUUUUAUUAUGAUAUGUUUAAAAAAUUCAAAUUAUUUGCUUUGUACAUAUAUGUAUAAUUAUGCAUACAGUAUACGUAUUAUACAUUAUAAAUGUCAUAAACGGCCCCCUUCCUUCCUUGAAGAAGGGAAAGACGUGAAAAUGAAAAAAUGAAUAGAAUAAUCACAGGUAAAAAAUAGCCCUAUUUUCGCUGAGCGAGGAUUAAGAGAAAAAUUAGAGUGUUACUAAUUGUUGUACGAAAUUAGAGAAUCCCGUGUUUACAAGCUCUUUAACUUAAGCAAUAUGUGCUACAGUAUGGAUAUAAGUACUAUGAAUAUAUAGGAGCACUUUGCUUGUUGUGUUGUGGCUGGCACUUGAAUCUUUCAAAUAGAAAAUGGGCCAAUUGAUUUACCUUGCAAUGAAAAACAUUCGAUAAUAAAAAUGAUCAUAUGUAAGUACUAUAAGUACACAUUCGACUUUAUAUUGGGAAUCUAGUUUCACGCCAUGUUCAAAGUUGUAAAUGGUGCAUCAAUUGAUCCUAAUCGUAAUGCUUGUAUCUAAAAUUUGCGUUUUUUUUUGGGAUAAUUAUUUAUGUUAUAACACAAACUUGUCGAGAGAGAAGAAUCCAAUAUAGGAAUAAGAAAAAAAAAUAAGCUGCCGAAGAAGAGACCUGUUAAAAGUUAUUAAUAAUAAAUUUCGCUUCUCUCUCAUAUUCUCUAGGAGAUCUACAUUAUUAAUAUUAUUGAUAUUAUUAUAAUUAUUUGUAUAUGAACGUACAUACAUAUAUCAAGCGACGAUGUAAUCGAUUCGAUAUUUUUGCCUUACAGAUUUGGCUGCAAUUACAAAGCGAAAUUAACAACAAUUAUAUUAAUUAUCUUUUCGUGAGUUGUUGAAUGACAAACCUAACCGCAAUGUUAAGAACGGAUAACUCUCUUUUAUUAAAAAUAUUUUAAUUUUAAUUGUGAACAACACUUUAAGUGUCUUGAGAAACAUAACUUCUGAUAGAACUUAUACGCGCAUAAUGUUACAGCCACAAAGUUACUUUAGCUCAUGAUUUUUUCUAUAGGUUCUCUUGUUAUUAAAUAUGAUUUUUUUCACAAAAUAAAGCUUUCCAAAUGAACUGGGUUAAACAUAAGCUUAUCACUUAAGUAAGAAAGAUAUAUCGGAUACAGCUAAUCGACUCUGUGGUAGUGUAUCUGUGCUCGUAUGACUGAUAUUGUAAAUAGUAUAUGAAACUCAAUUUUAAAGACACAAAAUAUAUAAGUGGUACUCUUUUACUUAUUUCUUUAUUAGCGAUUUAUUUCAUUGAAAGUCCAAGAGGUGGGAUGUUGAAAGUGUUUAAACGAUAAAAUAAAGACAAAAGGAUAUUUAAAUU